Polyodon spathula (Mississippi paddlefish) is the source of this 3345-nucleotide messenger RNA. RefSeq lists its product as uncharacterized. The record is from RefSeq and is a predicted model, not a curated record. The transcript has 2 exons. NCBI's taxonomy places the organism in Eukaryota, Metazoa, Chordata, Actinopteri, Acipenseriformes, Polyodontidae. Bases 340 to 1470 code for a protein of 376 amino acids.
UGCCUGUUAUCUUGAUCUGAAACUCCCUAUGCUAUGUGGUGGCAGCCAUUUUAAUUUGGUCACUGUCUUUCUCAGUGAGACGCCAACCAGUCCUCCAAAAAAAAAAAAAAAAAACACAUCCCGAGAACAGGCAUUGGAACCCAGUUUCCCCUUUCUCAGCACCGCUGUCUUUGGCAUUGUGUGUCGCUGUUUUGAAGACAGAGCGAACCUGAUGGUACGUCGUCUCUGUGUUUUAUAAUACUGUACUGUUUGUGGAGCUUGGAUUCACCACCCUUAUUGAAGGGCUGAACUUGAAGACUGUUUUGAGGAUUUUCUGUUGCUCGUUCAUUGACUAAUGCCAUGAAUUGUGAAGAAGAGAGUGCAGAGAAGAAGGCAGUCCAUUCCUGGUCCAGAAUCUCCUCGGCUGGACAAACUGCAUUAGUGGAAGCCUUGAGAGUGUUCAGCCCUAUGUCAAAGGACCUUCUUGACACUGAGACACAACUGGUAUCUUUCCUUGAGAGUCUUAAGGAAGAAGGGCACAAGGCCACUGUGCUGAGAAGCAAGGACGUUUAUGGGUACGAAUCCUGUAUGGCAGAAACUCCAUCGGUGGAAAUGGCUUUGAAAUCUGCGGGCACAUUUUCUAAAGUCAAAGUGGUAAAGAAACGAUCUGGAAAAGCUGCAUCCAAGAAAAAGGAAAUCAAAUAUACUUUAAGUGCUGCUUCUCAAAUAAUCUUCAAAAGACAACCAAAAAUCCUGUUGAGAAAUCUUUCGCAGGAUACGCUAAGGCACACAAUGGCAGUCCUAUCAAAACCUUCAUCCUCCACUGCACUCUUGGGGAACAGUAAUGGAAAGCAGCCAUGCUUGACAUUAACAAAACUAACUGCACCUUCAGGGAGUCCAACUGCCAGGCUACAGAUCCAUUCAGACUUUAGGUCCCUUGGAAUUUCUAUGUCAAAUUCUCUCAGAACGCCAAAACUAUCAAUAACUCAGGUGCAGCCAUUGGAGAACGCAAGUAAAAUGACGAAAGGAGUUUCUUCCUGUCCAGUAAAAAUGUCUGUGUCACUAAUUGGUGGCCCUGCACCCAUGUGCCAAAAUGGCAGAGUUUUGAGAGAAAGCAACAAUUGCAAAACCUCUUCCAUUAGGAUCAGCAGAACCACCGGUGUGGAACCUGACAAGCUGUCUACGGACUGGACCGGAGUAGCUUCCAUGAAAGUGUUGAACAUCCAACAAGAGGUUUGUGUGAGGAAACGGAAAAGGCUAGGAGAAACUGAGGAGCUGCAACCGAGGAAAAAAACCUCUGCAAAUUUAACCCUGGCUGAUGAGGGUCCGGAGGAAUCUGAGAUAAGGGAGAAUUACCUAAGGUCAAAGGUUAUCAAGGUGGACGAUACUACUUCCGACGAAGAAGUGAGACGGAAAGCCCAAAAGAUCCUAAGAGUGAAUCUUUCACCGGUGAUAGAAAUAAGACCUCUGUUGGCUUAUCCUAGUCUCUGAAAUCUGUUUAAUAGAAACCUUUUGCAUGUAAAAGAUUCUGGCAGUCAAGGUUUUUACAAAUGGCGUUGGAUAAAAAUUGGUUGUAUGGCUUUGUGUUUUUAAGGAAGGUUUUCUGGUGUAGAUUUGCUAAUCUGAUAGUAUUUAUUCCUGAGGGUUAAGGCUGUGUAAACCUAUUGAAAUGCUACAGCAGAUUCAGAACAAUGAGAAAUAGGGGCGCAUUUUAUCCAGCAAUUGUUUUGUAUCCAAACAUACCCCCCCCCCCCCCCCCCCCCCCCACCUGAGUGGAAUGGGGGAUUGUUCUGGAUAUCUUUGUUUUGUUUUUGUACAUGCCUCUUAAAUAUGGUGCAAUGUAAACAUAUGUACAACUGUUACGGAAACAAAUUGUAAUAAUACUGCACUGUGAUAUUUUUGGUAUUUUUAGUUUUUUUAUUUUAUGAUUAUUUAAUUUACAUUGUCAAGAAAAAAAAAUAAAUAUAUAGAUAAGCCAUGUCAUUAUUUUUUACUAUGCAGUAUAAAAGUGUUGUCUAUUAAUGGGGAGCAAUUUAUUUGUGUGUUUUCAGGAUGACCUUUCUAAUGUAAUAACAAACUAAAACCCUGCUAUGUAUUUGCAAUGUAGGCAUAAUCUGUUAAGGUGCCAUUCACUCUGGUGUAAAUCCACAGUGACCAUCAGUUAACCUGUGCCUGAAACAUUGUGGUUUGCACAAGGCUGUGCUAUCUCUGGCCUGUGCUUUUAUCCAUUGCCUAUAAGUGGGAGGGCAGGUGGAGAAAAUACUGUAAAUCAGGUUUGAUGUCUUCUUGGAAAUACCCUAGUCGCAGAGAUUAACAUUUAUUUAUUUUGCAUCUUUUAUAUAAAUAAAUAAAUACAAUUAAAUAGUGUACAUUUAAACAUAUUAAUUUGAAAAUUUGGUUAAAUGUGCUCCAUGUUAAAUAAUAAUAAUCUUGUUGACAGCUGGAUAUAUAGCCUUAUUUAAUUUCAUUCUAAAAUAAAUAUUUAUGCACUUUUUUCCUUCCCAUUGAAAACUGUUUAUUAAUCUCACUGUGGUGAGGCAAGAUAUGAUUACAGACUGUUGCUUUAUUAGUUUUUGGCCAAAACUGUUGCCAUGUAUGGAGCACCGAUUUGAAAUUCUGUACCCAAAGCAAGAGACAAGAAGAAAAGCUUUGCUGAGACUUGGGUGUUAUUUUCCUGGCUAGGUGUUUUUUUUGUGAAAUAAAUCUUCCUGCAGAAAAAAGGCAUUUACUGUACAAACCACAAAAACAAUACCUGCAGCUAACUGUUAUAUAAAACUUUACUUUUAAAUAUCCAAAGACCACUAAAUUAUUUCUCUUGAUGGGAGGGGGAGGGGGAGGGGGAGGGGUGCAUUUUUCACUUAAGUAUAUUUUCCACUUUUUAUUUAUAUUUUCAAAUGAAAGAUGGUGAGUAUUACAAAAACAAAUAUUUUUUCAACACAGUCAAGUCCGUCCUUAUUUCUAGUUGCUGAAAAAGAAACAUUUAUUUUCUUUUUGUAGGACUUUCACAGCUUGUCAACUAUUCAGUGCAAUAAAAAGUUCUUGUAUUGGCAAACAUGUAAAGUGUGUUUUUCCUGAUUUACUUUUUUUUUCUUUGUUUGGUCGCUAUGUAAAUGAUAUUUAGCCAUUGAAGUAAAAAAAAAAAAAUUGCAUUUACUUUGAAUCGCAUACAUUAUAAUGCCACUGUUGUCCCGUUUUCAGCUUCCCUUGCAUACCCUAUUUGGCUGCUGUUAAGUUCCUGUACCUUUUGGAACAUGCCCUUAUGAAUAAUGUACAGCCCAAUAGAUGCAUUGGCAGGUACUAUAGUCACUGGUCCGUACUGAAACCCUAUAUUUUUUACAUCCAAAGCAAUAGUUUGCAUUUAAAUGU